Molecule: messenger RNA, 1286 nt
Organism: Octopus bimaculoides (California two-spot octopus)
Lineage: Eukaryota; Metazoa; Mollusca; Cephalopoda; Octopoda; Octopodidae
Product: chitotriosidase-1
Biological process (GO): carbohydrate metabolic process; chitin catabolic process
Cellular component (GO): extracellular region
Molecular function (GO): chitin binding; chitinase activity
Source: RefSeq, a predicted model, not a curated record
UAAUUAUUAAGUUAGGUCGGUUUCGAGUUCUACAUAGAAGUCUUAUUUGUCUUUCUGUUUCCGUUUUAUCUGUGUCAAUGGUUCUGAAACAGUGGGCCGCAGGAACCAUGUUGACAUAUUCUGGUAUCAUUUUAUUAUUAGUAUUCUCUGGGAUUUCUUUGGUGACAGGCAAACGUCUUGUAUGUUACUAUAGCAACUGGGCUCAGUAUAGAGUUGGUCUAGGUAGAUUCACAACCGACAAUGUUGACCCAUAUUUGUGUACUCAUGUGAUAUAUGCUUACGCAAAAUUGAACGGAAACCAACUCGCACCAAUUGAACUGAAUGAUGAAAUGUACUACCAAAGAAUGAUUAAUUUGAAGAGCAGAAAUCCAAAUCUGAAAGUUUUGCUGGCAGUCGGCGGAUGGGGUGUCGGAUCGAAAGCUUUCACUAAAGUUUCUUCACAAACUUCAAACAGAAUAGAAUUUACACAUAAUGCGAUCCAAUAUCUACGCAAACACAACUUUGACGGCCUAGACUUCCACUGGAUGUACCCGACAUCAAAAGGUAGUCCUGCAGGAGAUAAAUACGAUUUCGCUGAGCUUAUUGCGAGAUUAAUUUCACAACUUCUCUUAAUUUUUUACAUAAACGAUAGAAACUUGGAUUUUAUCACAAUGAUGACUUAUGACUUUCAUGGUGCAUGGGAGAAGAAUACGGGCCAUAAUUCCCCUUUGUUUCAACGAUUGAAUGAGAAACCUCCACAGUCCUAUUCAAAUGUGAAUUGGGCUGCUAGGUACUGGACUUCAAAGGGUAUCCCACCAAGUAAAUUAAACAUAGGCAUUCCUACAUUUGGACGUGGUUUUACGCUUGCAAGCAGAAUGAUCUACGGUCCGUCAGCCCCAGCAAUUGGUCCGUCUCCAGGUGGAAUUUAUACAAGAGAGCCUGGUUAUCUUGCAUAUUAUGAGGUGUGCAAACUGAUACAGAAAGGCGGCCAUGUAUACAGAAUGAACGAUGCACAAGUCCCGUACGUCGUUAUCGGAAACCAAUGGGUUGGCUAUGAUGAUAUAAAAAGUGUUAUAAACAAGGCUAAUUAUGUUCAAAUCGGUGGUUAUGGCGGCGUAGGAGUGUGGACAUUGGCCUUAGAUGAUUUUUCUGGAUCGUGUGGAAGUGGAAAAUAUCCUCUGAUAAGCGCUAUCAAAAAUGCCUUCAGAAACUAAGAUCUCAAGGAAUAUUACAGUUGUAAUAUUACUCUUCAAGUUAUUUAAAAUAAAAAAGGAUUUGUUUCAAAAAUAAAAUAUAAUAUUAAAUCA